Molecule: messenger RNA, 3650 nt
Organism: Rattus rattus (black rat)
Lineage: Eukaryota; Metazoa; Chordata; Mammalia; Rodentia; Muridae
Gene: Gsap
Product: gamma-secretase activating protein
Biological process (GO): positive regulation of amyloid-beta formation
Cellular component (GO): trans-Golgi network
Source: RefSeq, a predicted model, not a curated record
AAGAGAGGCGGCUGCAGGCUGGGAGGUGUGAGCCUGCCCGGAAUGUCCGCCCCGCCGCUGUUUGCGAGCCAUGGCUCUGCGGCUGGUCACCCACUUCGACGUGCUGGCGGACGUGCUCCCGAGUCUGCUCGUCCAGGCAGCGACAGCAGAUGAAGGAGACGAAGGCGCAGUCCUGGAAACAUCUCUUGGGAGCUUACAUGUACUAAACAUCGAAAGAAAUGGAGACAUUAUUUAUACCUAUAAGGACAACAAGGGAAAUGCUGUCUUUGGAAUAUUUGACUGCCAAACCAGAGAAAAUGAGCAUCUGUACACCUUUGAGAAGGACAUGCAAGCUAUCAGUUGCUCAGUCAACAGCGAGAGGACAGUGCUUGCUGCAAGCUUCAUUCAGUACACGGAAGGAGUAAGGAGUGAGCUUCAGCCAGGAUCGAAGUGCCUAACUUUGCUGGUUGAAAUCCACCCUGUCAACAACGUGACGGUUCUGAAAGCCGUGGAUAGCUGCGUUUGGGUACAGUUCCUCUACCCACAAGCUGAAAGUCACCUUCUUGCACAGAACCACCUGUUACUGAUUUCAGAAGAGAAAUAUAUUGAACGGUUUCAUAUCCAGAUCACCAGAGAAGAUGGAAACAGAGUGGUGAUUAGAAAUUCUAGCCAUCUCCCAAGAGAAAGAAUAGCUGAAGACUUUGUUUGGGCUCAGUGGGAUGUGUCAGAGCAGAGAAUCCACUACAUUGAACUGCAGGAGUCAAGGAGUAUCUUGAAAUGUGUCCAGUUCUGGGCAGAUGAAAGCUUUACCAUAAUGUUUGAAAUGCCCUUGGACAUAUCAUUAAGUGGCUUGAGAUUUAAACUUGUCAACUUCGGCUAUGAUUAUCGUCAAGACCAAGCCAAGCUUUGCCAUCAGCCAUCCCUCUGCAUUUUUACCAACCACACAGGGAGUUUGUGUGUGUGUUACAGCCCGAAGUCUGACUCUUGGAAAGAAAUCACGUAUUCAGUGUUUUACCUCCAUAAAGGAUACAGAAAGACCUUCACCGUAGCUCCUGGAAGCACUGACUCGCAGGUCGCCAACGGCGUCACCUUUCUCAACCUUGGCUACUUUGUGGCUGUUUAUUCCCCCGGCCAUUUCCUUCAUUUACUUAACAUUCGGCAUCCAGACUUGAUCUGCCACAGUCUGUUUCUCACAGGAAACAACAAAACGGCCGCUGUGCUACCUCCGAGUCCUUUGCAGUCCCUGCCGGGGUCCCUCAUUCUGGACUGCUAUUCUGGAAAGGUCUAUAGAGCAACUCUUGACCAGUCAUACUUGAUGGGGUUCCUAUGGAACGCCCAGCUAGACUGUGAGAAAAUGGCCGCGCUGCACUGUGCACUGUCCUGUGAUUCAGACCCAGGUUUCCCAGAACAGAUCGUUCAGUGGGUUUCUGAGCGUGUCUCUGCCUGCCAUUCAUUUGACCUCAUUCAAGAAUUCCUAAUUGCGUCCUCCUAUUGGAGUGUGUAUCCAGGGCUGGAUGACGUGGACCUGCUCUUACCGUACUCCUCUGUGCUGACAUGGAACACAGAAAUUCCUGGGAUGAAGCUUGUGACAGAAGAGCUCCCAUUACCUCUUAUGAAGGUCUACAGCUUGAAGGGGUACUGGGCAAAGCUGAACUCCAACCUCGAGUAUAUUAAGUACACCAAGCCUCACCUGCACUACCACAACAGCGUCGUGAGGAGAGAGUGGCAUAACCUGAUCUCUGAAGAGAGAACGGGAAAAAGGAGGUCCACAAUGUACGUGAGGAACAUUCUUGACAACGCUGUGAAGGUGAUUUCUAACAUGGAAAUGAAAACAUUCGAGCCAAGGUUAAUACCCCUCUUACAAGAGGAAGACAGGCACCAGAGGCUGCUCAUGGGCCUGAUGGUGUCUGAGCUAAGAGACCAUCUACUGAGACACCUGCAGGGCGUAGAAAAGAAGAAAAUCGAACAGAUAGUUCUGGACUACAUUUCAAAACUGCUGGAUCUCGUUUGGUGCUUGCUGGAAACCAGUUGGAGGAAACACAGUGUGCACCCCUGGGUUCUCCACCUCAACGAGCACGGCAGCGCCGCAGAUUUCGAAGUCUUUCAUCUCAUGACCAGGAUUUUGGAUGCCGCUAGCAGUUUGUGUUUCCCUCUGCCCCCUGGUUUCCACUCUCUGCACACAAUCCUUGGGGUCCACUGUCUCCCUUUGUACAACCUUCUGCACUACAUUGACAACGGCGUGCUGCUGCUCACCGAGACUGUGGUCACGAGGCUUAUGAAAGAUCUGGAUAAUUCAGAAAAAAUAAAACUGAAAUUUAGCAUCAUUGUCCGGCUUCCUCCUCUUAUUGGCCAGAAGGUCUGUCGGCUUUGGGACCAUCCCAUGAGUUCCAACAUCAUUUCACGGAACCACGUGGCCCAGCUUCUGAAGAACUACAAGAAAGAGCCUCGGAGCUCUAUGAUUGACAAGUCAUCAUUUCCAGUAGAAUUUCUUCCUCUGAACUACUUCAUUGAAAUUCUGAUGCACCUGGAGUCCUCCAACCAAGCACUACACGGCUUUGAAGGACAUGACAAUGUGGAUGCAGAAUUUGUAGAGGAAGCUGCUCUGAAACACACCACCUCGCUUUUGGGCUUAUGAACAUCCAGAUGACCAGUUCCAACACUUCGCCUCCCUUUCCUGGGGAGUCUUCAACUGUCUUUAAGAGUGGUAACAGCUCAGAAUAUACUGCAGGGCUGUUGGGCUUCUGUACAGUGCUUAUUCAGAGGCCGCGGCCACGCCUCUCAGUUCGAGCAGCCAGUAAACAGCCAAGAGGAAAGAGCAAGUCCAAGGCUGUGCACUGUGGCGGGCACAGCGCCCUUCCUGGGGGCCCAGCAGGCCGGGAGCUGGUUCUGUUGCACUACAGAACUAAUAAAAAACAGAGGACCGUGCUCAGAGCAGUAACAGCCAGGCAGAUCACUGGAAGGAAGGUAAAACAAGCAGAAAAAGUGACUCUCGAAGAGGACUUCAGAAGAACCUGAAACUGGAGUAAACAAGAUGUCUUUCCAGUAUGGAGCAACUGUGACAAAUCAUUUGUACACAUGGCACUUAAACCAGCCUUUGCCUUUGGGGCGAUUCAGAUAGAGCCAUAUUUAAUUUUAUAUUUAUGACUUAGUACUAUCUUAUCAUUAAAUACAACCUCAGACGCUUUGGUCUGACUCUCCCUAGGUUUUGGGUGUAGCCUUCUUUGCAUAAGGCACUUUGAGUCCUGACACCUGACAAGGUGCUCCGUCCUUCCUCGUCUGUCUCCUGCAGUGAUGUCACACUGACCCAUACGGCUCAGCUUUGCAAACUCAGUUCUGCUUCUUUGUGGCCAUUACUGGUUCCCAUUCAUGUGGUGAAAUUUUAAUGAUUCUGUAACGCCACUGACCCAUGUGCAAUUCUCCAUAUUUUCUGCAACUUUUGUUGUGCUCUAGAAACUGUCCUGGCCUAUAGCAUUUCCCCUUUGCUCCAAAUGGUCAGCCAGGCUCAGAAUCUUGUCACCAAGUCACAAUGCAGCAAUAAGGUAUGUUCACAUUACUUCUGUCUGUUCACAUGACUUGUGUUACAAAUUACUCUGUACUGAAGACAGCAGGUUUUAUUUAGUUCAAAUUAAAAUUCAAAAACCCUCUUCGAUAAUAAAACUUGCAGAACACUU